Rasamsonia emersonii CBS 393.64 is the source of this 876-nucleotide messenger RNA. RefSeq lists its product as uncharacterized. The record is from RefSeq and is a predicted model, not a curated record. NCBI's taxonomy places the organism in Eukaryota, Fungi, Ascomycota, Eurotiomycetes, Eurotiales, Trichocomaceae. Gene Ontology annotation, molecular function: arylformamidase activity. Bases 1 to 876 code for a protein of 291 amino acids. The transcript has 5 exons.
AUGGAGCACGCUAAGAAGCUCUUCCCCAACGGUCUGCCCACGCUCGAAGAGUUGAAGGCGUUCAACGCCGGCAAGGACGUCCCUCCGGAGACGGCGUGGAUUUGGGGCGAGAAUGACGAGCUCGGCCGCAUCAACCUCCUCACUCCGGAGGUCACGCAGGCGGCCAAGGAGAGCGAGCUGAAAGACGGGACGGUUGUGUCUUUAAACUGGACCGUCAAAUACCCCGAAAAGCCAUCCUUCCACCGCCCCGCCUUCCAGCACAAGAUCGCCCAACACCCUCUUAGUCCCUGCAUCUUCGACGACUACUACGACAUGAACACCCAGUCCGGGAGCCAGUGGGAUGGGUUCCGCCAUUUCGGGCAUCUGGGACUGAACAGGCUGUACAACAACCUCAAGCCGGAGGAGGUUCUCUCCAGCACGCGCUGCGGUAUUCAGGCCAUCUCGCAGCACGGCAUUGCCGGCCGCGGCGUCCUGCUGGACCACUACUCGUGGGCGAAGAAGCAGGGUCGACCCUACGACCCCGUCAGCGGGCACGCCAUCCCCGUGUCGGAGCUGCUCGAGGUCGCCAAAGCGCAGAACGUCGAAUUCCGGCCGGGCGAUAUCCUCCUCAUCCGCAGUGGCUAUGUCUCGCGCUACUACGAGCUGCAGAAGGAGAACCCGGCGAAGCUGGAGGAGCUGUCGCACAACGAAUGCUUUGCCGGUGUUGAGCAGAGCGAGGAGAUGAAGAAGUUUUUGCAUGACAAACUAACUGGUAUCACACAGAAACUGUCCGAAGAAUGCGAGAAGCGUCAGCGCUGGACAUUCUUUUUUACAAGCGCGCCGUUUAACACGCCAGGCGGUAUCGCGAGUCUGGCGAAUGCCCUCGCCAUUUUCUAG